AUGAAAUUAAUAGAGGAAUUAAAUACUCCAAACUGUACUUAUAGAUAUGAUUUAAACGACAAUUUAAUCAAAUUAAUCUCUCUAUGGCUAGACGGCCCAAUUACUAUAAUCGCUGCACUCCUAGCUUUUGUGGGAUGUCAUUUUGCUGUUAGAUUUUUGGCUAGAGCUGGGCUUAAUAGAGACUUGACUGCUGCUUUAUACACUCUUUGUAUUUGUGAUUCUUUCCUUAUUUCAAUGGUUGUAGUCUACCAUUCAUUAGAAGCUUGUUCAAUUCUCUUAUUGGGCACUAAUGUUAUGUGGGACGAACAAAGCAGUGUUCUAAUAACUCAUGGAAUUGUUAGUGCAGCGACUACUUCUUCUGUUAGUUUUUUUACUUGUCUUAUUUGUUUGCCUCGUUACGAGGGUGAAAAUGAGCAAUACCUAUAUUUAAGAUAUGUACUCCUAUUAAGAGACCCUUUUAAAUUUGAUUGA
Molecule: messenger RNA, 471 nt
Organism: Meloidogyne enterolobii
Lineage: Eukaryota; Metazoa; Nematoda; Chromadorea; Rhabditida; Meloidogynidae
Source: the annotation of a GenBank genome assembly